CGAGUCAAUGACGACGGCCCCGUAGUCGCUCUCUCUCUGCCGUCGCAUCUGUGCGUGUGUGUCGUCGUCUCUUCUCUCCCUUCGAGUUAUUUUCUGUCGGCCCUGUUCCGCGGGGCACAAGGAAAUUUUUAGCCUAUUUUACCUCUCUCCGACGACUGAACACCGUAAUACAUACACACUCACAUACACACGCAUACAUAAAUACGUACGUCAUACAUACACACACACACACAUAUACGUCACGUACGUAUGCGCUCACUCGCUCAUAAACUCGUUCACUCAGUCACACAUAAAUACGUUCCACUAGCCGCUGUACACACUGUACGGGCAGUCGUUCGUUCCACACACACACUGUCCCAUACAUACACACACACACUCGCUCACCAACACACGUUCACUCGUACACGGUCCGCCGAAUAAUAUCGCCUUUUUAAUUCCGCGCGCGCGGGCGUCCGUAGACCGUACGGUUUUUCAUACGCAUACACGCGCACCGAACACACGCACACACACACACACACACAUACACACACACACACCGACAUCAACGCUCUAGCCGUCGUGAGUUGUGCGUGCGACUGAGUAAAGAAUUAAUUUUUUUUUUUUUUCAUAUACAUACAUACCUAGGUACUGUACGUAACUUGUGUGUUUUCGUGUGGGUGUCGUGGUUUUUUUUCGUUUGAAUUCCUUCUGGUCGACGUUCGGCGACGGUGACGAAGACCUUCACAGCGUCGAUCACGGCUACGGCUACGGUGAUCAAGACGGCGGCGGCGGCGGCGGUGGUGGCGGCGACGACGACGACGAUCAGGAGCGCGACGGUGGCGGUGGCUGCGACGACUAGACGGCCAGUGCGAUCGUUUUAGAGUGAUUUGCUGAGAAAUUCGGCCGACCCGUACCCGGGAAAACGUAUCCGAAAUUAUGUGCUGGAAUUCGCUCAGCAUCGUUGUGUACAGCGUCGUUUUCUACGCCUUAUUGGAUUUCCAGCCCUCCAGGGUCUUGGCUGAUGAGCCCACUUACGAGGGUAAUACAACAGUGAGAGAAGGCGACCCAUUUAAGAUAACAUGUCGUGUUUCAAUGUUCCAAGUCAUAAAAUGGCAAAAGGAUGGUCAAACCCUGGUUACUGAUGAACAUUUCAAUAUCAGCGAAGCAGUAACUAGUGACAAUAUGUUUGUAUCCACGAUUACGACCAAUUCUGCAUCCUCGAUGCAUUCGGGUGCCUAUCGAUGCACAACUCAGUACAACAAGUUUCAUGUACUAAAUGUGGUUACCGCAACACUAAGUAUAAAAGGAAAUUAUGACCACUACACCGAUCAGUAUAAUGUAGGUGAAUACAGAAGCAAACUAGUGCUUAAUUGUAAUGAUGAUGAAGCUCAUGGUGUAAAGUACACAUCAAAGUGGUUUAAAGAUGGUAAUCAAAUAACAACUGAUUCUGAAGACCCACACCACUAUGAUGUGUCUGAAAACACUUUGGUAGUUAAUCGUUUUGUUGAAAGUGAUGUUGGCGAGUAUAAAUGCGAAAUACGUGAUUCUAAUAAUAAUGUUAAAGCUGAAAAGACAGUCAAGAUUUUUUUAAAGCCUUACAUGAAACUGCCAAAAACAGCUACAUUUAUUGAGGGUGAAAAAAUGGAAUUGGAAUGCGUUGUAUAUGGUGUACCUACACCAGAAAUUAGUUGGAAAUUUGAAAAUAAAACUCUUUUGCCUACUGAACAAAUUAAGUUUUUACCUAACAAGAAGAAUAUUAGCAAUGCCAUCUUAGUUUUGGAUCCUAUCAAAAUGGAAGAUAGAGGAAACUUCUUCUGCAUUGGAAAGAGUAAUGUCUCAUAUCCUGUAACCUCUGGCGCUUCUUACGUGCGCAUUAAAGAUAAAAUGGCUGCAUUGUGGCCGUUCUUGGGUAUUUGUGCUGAAGUAAUCCUUCUGUGUUUGGUUAUAUUUAUAUAUGAGAAAAAACGUAACAAGGCCGAAUUUGAGGAAAGUGAUACAGACCAAGGGCCAGAGACGUAAAAACAAUGCUAACGACCACAGUGGUGGUGAUGUACGACACCGGAAAUAAUUUGACAGUUAAAUGAAUAAUAACACAUUUUAAACAAAGGUCAUAAGUAAGGAAUAAAGUUUUAGAUACAGAUGCAUUAGGUUUGCCAGACCAAUUUUUAUUUAUGUUUUUAGAAAAAAAUUUAUCAUAGUUGUUAACAAAUAACUAAAUGAAAACAGCUAUUUGUUGUUUUGGUCCAGCUGAAACAGUGUUAUACUUACUGCUUAUUGUAUUUUUUACUCCAUAAAAAAUGAAAUUGAAUGUUUUUCCAUUGGUUUUUGGAAUAAUUCAGGUUCAAUAAUGGUAUACUAGCUGUAUUGUAUAAACAAAUUUAGGCUCAUUGUGCAAAUCAUUUGCUCUCCGUGUUUUGUUGUGUUAUUAUUAUUAAUAUUAUUUUAUUUUAUU
Melanaphis sacchari is the source of this 2431-nucleotide messenger RNA. It is a transcript of the gene Bsg, whose product is annotated as neuroplastin. The coding region runs from base 916 to 1998 and encodes 360 amino acids. The transcript has 8 exons. NCBI's taxonomy places the organism in Eukaryota, Metazoa, Arthropoda, Insecta, Hemiptera, Aphididae. Gene Ontology annotation, cellular component: cell-cell junction. The record is from RefSeq and is a predicted model, not a curated record. Gene Ontology annotation, molecular function: cell adhesion molecule binding. Gene Ontology annotation, biological process: cell-cell adhesion.